Messenger RNA from Fusarium vanettenii 77-13-4, 1950 nucleotides. RefSeq lists its product as uncharacterized. Gene Ontology annotation, biological process: positive regulation of transcription by RNA polymerase II. The record is from RefSeq and is a predicted model, not a curated record. NCBI's taxonomy places the organism in Eukaryota, Fungi, Ascomycota, Sordariomycetes, Hypocreales, Nectriaceae. The transcript has a single exon. The coding region runs from base 1 to 1950 and encodes 649 amino acids. Gene Ontology annotation, molecular function: transcription cis-regulatory region binding; metal ion binding.
AUGAGUUCGUCGACCUCGAGUGUGGGAAAAUCCGCCCCUGCGCCAUCAAACCCCCCAGCCAUCCAGGCCGGACCAUCGACGUCGAGCUUUGAAUCAUCACGUCGGCCAUCGCAGGCCGGCUCCUCGUCAGCGCAAUCCAUGCCUCGGAAAGCUCAAGGCGCUCGAAAACAGCACCGGAGUCAACGUCGACCCGGCCUAGGAGAUAGGUCCAAUACCGGCCCUGACGACGAAGAUGCGAUGGCGGAAUUAAGAGCGUUCAGAAACCCAAACAGUCGGCGUGGCCAGACUUCGAUCACCCAUCUCCUCAAUUACUCGAUGCCUCGACCGGUACAAGACCAUCAUACGCAUGCCAGACAUCCUAGACGGAAUCCAACAUGGGGGCUGGGAUCUGGAUACCACGCAGUUGAUAAGGCGAGAUAUGUCCAUGCCAACUACCGCUUUGUCCUGUCUCCAGAAGGAACCUAUAGCAAGCAGUCGUCGGAUGCUGACACGCACCUGGACUGGUCUUUGGUGAUGCAGAUUAUUGCUUCGAGCGAGUCGCAGACUUCAUCAUGCCCGAUUUGUCUUUCGGAGCCAGUGGCUCCUCGUAUGGCGAAAUGCGGGCACAUCUUUUGUUUACCUUGUCUGAUUCGGUUUAUGAACUCAAGCUCCAGUGAGGAGGAAGGAAAGGCAAACCGUGGUCCAAAAUGGAAGAAGUGCCCCAUCUGCGAGGACUCGAUUUACAUGCAAGACGUUCGACCUGUCCGGUUUUAUGCAGGUCAGGAAAGCCCGCUACCUAGAGUUGGUGACGACGUCGUGCUACGAUUAAUGGCACGGGGUGCACACUCAACGAUGGCUCUCCCGCGGGAGGGUGCCGCGGAGGCACGCACUUUCGGGGACGACAUUCCCUGGCAUUUCGCUGCCAACGUUCUGGACUACGCCCGCAUGAUGAAGGGCACCACGGAUUAUAUGGGCGCUCAAUUCGACGAGGAAAUCGCUUCGCUAGAGAAGCAGGCGAAGGAGGAUGAGACUCUGUUUGGUCAAGAUGGUGAAUGGUCUCAGAAGGCCAUCCGAGCUGUCACAGCCUCUAAAGAGAAACUGGCAGAUCUUCAACUCGCAGAGGAGCCAACGGCCGGGCCAGGGUCAAGUUCCGGGAAGCAAUCAGCAGAUCCCGACUUUUACUUCUACAGCUCCCCACCUCAUCUCUACCUCUCACCACUGGACAUUCGCAUCCUGAAAACCAAGUAUGGCUCCUUCUCGUCAUUCCCCUCUACUCUCCUCCCUCGCGUCGAGCACAUCUCAACCGGCCAUGUGGUCGACGACGCACUGCGUAGGAGAGCUAAGUACCUCGGGCAUCUUCCUCGCGGGUGUGUCAUCAGCUUCCUGGAAUGUGACUGGACAGACAUUGUGCCAGCAGAGACGUUGGCGUCUUUCUCGGGAGAAAUCGAGCGGCGACGGAAACGGAACCGCGAGAAAGAAACGCAAGAGGAACGGGAGCGCCUCCAAGCAGAGCGACUCGAAGCAGCUGCCCUACGCAAGACGACGGGGUACCAGAGACUACCCCAGCCACUUGAGGAGGAGGAUGUCCCUCGGAUGGACAUGUCCGAGUUCCAGCCACUGAGCGGUCAUUCUGGUGCCACACCCCCGGAUCCUCGACCAGGAUUCGAGACGUUGGCGGAAAUGUCAACCAGCCCAUCGACUCAGAGAACAGUCUGGGGCACACGGGUGAUCAAUGGAUCUCCUGAGAUGGCGCCAGUUCGGAGUUCGAAUGCUGACGACGGCUGGCUCAAAGACGAGGACCUGUUUGAUUCGGCUGAUCUUGCGAUGCAGAUCCAGGCCAUCGAGUCGGCAACGGAUAACAACAAUGCACGUCCGAAUAAUAGUGGUGGUGGCGGCGGCGGUGGUGGUGGAAAGAAGAAGAAGAAACAGAAAAUCACACUCAUGAGCACUGGUGGUCGCAGAGGCAAUUGA